Bacidia gigantensis is the source of this 1656-nucleotide messenger RNA. RefSeq lists its product as uncharacterized. The transcript has a single exon. Gene Ontology annotation, cellular component: nucleus; cytoplasm. The record is from RefSeq and is a predicted model, not a curated record. NCBI's taxonomy places the organism in Eukaryota, Fungi, Ascomycota, Lecanoromycetes, Lecanorales, Ramalinaceae. Gene Ontology annotation, biological process: mitotic DNA damage checkpoint signaling; protein phosphorylation. Gene Ontology annotation, molecular function: ATP binding; protein serine/threonine kinase activity. The coding region runs from base 1 to 1656 and encodes 551 amino acids.
AUGGAUGAAUAUCCGACCCAGAAAAUGACUUCAUCGGAAGCGCAAGCUUGGCUCGAAUCAGCCACAGGUGUCUCAGACAUCGCAUUGACAGGUACUUUCCCUGAAAGCUACUCCGCGCCAAAAGAUGUUGUGAAGGGCGAGUUCAUCCGUAUCAUCCCGGAUAGCGAUGGCGCAAUGAGAGCGUUCAGCGACCUUUGUCAAUUAAAGGCACAGGGAAGGCUUGAUCCCCACAACGCCAAAUUUAUCAUAGCAACCGGCAGCGACAGGUUUGAACGGCCUGGCAUUACUCAUGCCUAUGAAGCUGAGUCUGUUACCACGGGGCAUUUCACGAUUGGAUGGCAUGUUCUCUCAGUCUCCGGGCCCCGCAAAUGGAAGAUCGGUACUUCGCUCCAAGAGGUCGACAUACUACUAGCCUUCCCAGAGGCCCUCGGCAGUGACCGUAUCGCGCCGGUACAUGUCACGUUACGAUUGAACGAACAAUCUGGCGUGUGGAACUUGAAAGCCGGUGCCUCGAUGAAGGUAGAUAAAGAGCAGCUUCUACCCGAUGGAUCCAUUUGUCUCUCUCGUUACCGCACAAGAUUGUGGCUCAAUGGCUUGACUUACAUAGUGGAGUUCGUUGUCACGGAUGCAGAGCAAGAAAAACUGUACAUCGAAGAGAGAAAUCGAAUGUUCCCGGGAAAGUCGAUCUCAAGAUCGAAGUUCUCAGGACUCCCAUUCAAUUCCGACAUACGUUUGCCCUUUGCAGUCUUCCGAAGGGGACUGGGAUCAGGGACUUUUGGCUUCGUCUUUGAAGGGUUCGAGCCAAUUCGAGGUGAUCCCAGGGUCAUCAAAAGACUCCCCCUGGCCAAUCAGACAGAUGCCGACGAAGCCGCACAAGAAGUUCGCGCGCUCCAUACGUUGCGCGGAUGUACUGGCAUCGUCACAAUGCACGGAAUUGCUGAUAAUGAAGGAAGACCGGAAUUCCCAAAAGUCUUCCCUAGCGACCUAUACAUUGUGCAGCAACGAGGAAUACCCUUCAACGGAUGGCAAGAAGUUAUGGACGAAGGAGUCUGGGAUCGGCGAGCUAGGCACAUGCAUUCGCUACUAAUGGGCGUGUACGCCUUUCACGUUCGUGGCUGGAUGCACAGAGACAUCACUACAAACAACCUUCUCUACGCGGUAGAAAAGGGGGAAAUGCAGCCGUCUAAGGCCAUGCUAUGUGACUUUGGCAAAGUCGGCUUUACACGAACUGAUAUCAAGACACAUCUGGCAGCGUUCGAGCUCCUCCCUCCUGAGAUCAGGAGGCCCCCACAAGUCCAAGACAAGAGUUAUACGCACAAAAUAGAUAUUUGGAUGCUUGGUCUAGCCUUGAUUCAGCAUUGGUGGCCACAGGCAAGGAGCUUCCACCCUCGCGUCCAGGACCAAUGGAAUCAACUUAUCCUUCGGCUGAAAAAUGAGAAGGGAUCACCACUGGUGCAAUUCCUCGUCAAGAUGCUGCAGUGGAAACCAGAACUACGUCCCGAAGCUCGCGAUAUUUUGCGAGACACAGAUUUCAAACACCUCAUUCCUUUUGAAGUUUGGCGUAAGGGCGAGGAAGAGCGUGACGAGCUCUAUAAAAAGGCAUUGAAGGAAGAGGAGGAGAUGAAGAAAGCGGCUGGGAAAGCGCAGGGGGCGUGA